AAUUAUCGUUGCCUUCCAACUAAUGACUUUAUUGACAAUUAUUUUCUAACCUGAUUUUCAUAGGAGCUUCCAGAUAAUUCUUCAAGAUUCUGUGUUCUAAGAGCGCUCUAGAGAUGGAGAUUCCGGACACUAACAGACCAGGCACAAUGAUGAAACACCAGUCAUAUUAUCAUUGGUCUAGUUUCCCUCCAUAUGAAGAGCAUGGGACUGAACGACUCCCUACGGCCCACAGGGCAGGAUUGAUGAUGAAACCUCAGUCAUAUUAUCAUUGGCGCAGUUUCCCUUCAUAUGGAGAGCCUGACUGGACUGAGCAACUCCCUACAACCAACAUAUUGCAGUAUAAGGAGUCAAUCAGAUGGAAAAAUGAGCAUAGGAAUGAGAGCAGUUUCCUCUCUGGUAAAAGAGUUUCACUGGCUGCCCUGUACACUGAACCUGUGAUUAUUCAGAAAAAUAAAAAAGGCAGUUUUCAGAAUAUCAGUGUGGAGGAGUUGUUUAAUAAGUCAGACAUACAUCUGUAUUAUCCGGCAACUGUCAUUCUUCAAGGAAAUUCUGGUAGUGGAAAAUCUUUCAUAGCACAAAAGAUUAUGUUGGACUGGGCAUCUGAAAAAUGUUACCUUAAAGACUUUGAUCUAGCUUUCUACCUGAGGUGUGACGAGCUGAAGUGUAUUUCAGAGGAGAUGAGCUUGAUUGAGCUCCUGAGCUGGAAUUGUAGUUUAACAUCAGGUCAGAUCUCAAGGAUGUUACAGAACUCAGCACAAAGAGUGCUCUUUAUCAUAGAUGGACUUGAUAAGCUUAAAUUCAUGCAUCAUGAACGUUGCAUAUCAUCCAAAUUCCAGAGAGCCCCACCUGAGGUUAUUGUUUGCUCCAUUCUUAGUAAACAAAUCCUGCCCAGAUCUGUCCGUCUGAUCACUACUAGAACUGAUAUUCCACAGGGAAUGUUAUUCAAAGGACCUCAGCGUUUGACUGAGAUUAUGGGUUUCUCUGAGAAGGGGGUGGAGGAGUACUUCCAGAAGUUCUUCCAGAAUGAGGAACUCUUCAGGAAAGCAUAUGCAUGUGUGAGAUCAAAUGAAACACUCAUCACCACCUGCUCCACCCCUGUCAUCUGCUGGAUCAUCUGCAUCGUUAUGCGAGAGAGGUUCAGUGAUUGUGCAGAUGUGACGAGUGGAUUGGACACCACCACCUCCAUCUACGUUGACUUUGUGUCCACUCUACUGGAGCAUCACUGCCAGGGUUUGAGUCAGUCUGUGCCAGAGAUGUUAAGGAGUCUAGGUCAGCUGGCAGAGAGAGGGAUGCUGGAAGACCAAGUUCUGUUUGAUGAGAAAACUGUCUAUGACACAAUUUCAGACCCUGUUGGGAAUUCAUUCCUGUGCAAGUUCCUCUCAAAGAAAAGAAUCCGCAAGGAGACAAUGUUUAGUUUCACGCAUCUCAGCUUUCAGGAGUUCUUCACCGCUCUCUACUAUGUCCUUCUGGAUGAAGAAGAGUCUCAAAGGAAGGUGAAAGUGCUGCUUCACAAUGUAGAGAGAGGAUGGGCUGUGACCUGUUGGUCUGAUAGAGACUUUUCAAAGGCAGAUGUAGAAGUAAGACACGCAAAGCUGCUGCAGCCUGUGAUUUUGUUCCUUUGUGGUCUGUGUAAGAAAGAAUGGAUCUCCUCAUUUUUUGAAAAGCAUAACAUGACCCUUUCAAUCAAUAUAGAAGCCCAGCUUAAGGAAUGGAUCAAUCAGUGUUUACAAAGAUAUCAAAAUGAACACCUGCUGUUCAUUCUCCAUUGUCUCUAUGAGCUCCAUGAGAAGAGCUUUGUUGGGAAAGUUUUGGAACAUUUGGUUUUGAUACAUCUGUCUAAUACGGCUCUGAAAAGAACAGACUGUUGGGUGCUGAGGUACUGUUUAAUGUGCUUUGAACAUGUCAGAAACGUUAAACUCCAUGCAACAUCUGAUAAUCCAAAGAUGCUCCAGCCUGACCUGCUGUGCUUAGGGAAAACGGUAUUGAUUCAGCCAGCCGAGAAGAGAUUCACAGAGGAGCUGAAGACGAAGAGAGAAAACAUUGGAAAGAGUUCAGAUUCUUCAGCUUGUCAAGAUUCUUUGUGCUUUCCUGAUAAUUCUUUAAUUGCACAUAAAGAUGAAUCAUCUUCUGCACAAUCAUCCUCAGAAGAUGCUGAAGUGUUCACACCUAAACAUGUUCAGGGAGAUGAUAAGGACAAACGCAAGAAUAAAUACAGGCAUUGGACACUGAAUUACACUUUGUCCUCCAGGUUUGUGUGUGCACAUGCUGGUCAGUUUCAGUGCAGUCUGACCAGUCUUGUGUUUGUGAUGGAGGGUGAAGGAGAGGUGCUGUAUAGAGUUGUCUCAUGGGAUCCUCGUCUGUUAGAUGGUUUGGGUCAGAUGCAGCCUGCAGGACCCUUGUACAACAUUGACUGUUUUAAUGGUACAAUCUCAGGACUGCACCUUCCACACUGUGAAAUAAUCUCUGAGGAAAACAAAGACAGUUUGACUAUAGCACGUUUCACUGGCGGUAAUGUAGAAAUAAUGAAGCCUUUUAAAGUAAGUGAAACUCAUGUGAUGAUAGACAUCAGAGAUCUCUCACACUUUGGGCUCUUAAAAAAGAUGAUCUUUCAUCCUUCCCCUGUCAUUGCCCAAGUGCUUCUCUUUCUGCGACCAAUAACUGCGAGGCAAAGAGAAAACAUACUGGAUGUCCAUUUGCUCCCGUGGAAUGUUCCACUGUCAAAGGUGAAGGACCAGCACAUGGAGAAUAUACAGAUCAAAACCAGUUCAAAGUGUUCGCUUACUCCGGAAUCAGAAUACAGUCUGUGUUGUCAUCCAGAAGGAUCCACAGUGCAGCCAGAGACUGAGACAUUUGAGUGUAAUUAUGGUCCAAACUAUCAUCCCACAUAUGAAGUGUUUGUGGAUGUGAACAUUAAGGAAAUCAGACUGAGUCUUUUGGAUAAAACAGGAAGGGAAGUGUGGGAACCACGGCGAAUCCCUCUUACAGGCCAAGAUAUAGAACCUAUUCACAGAAGGCUCACAGAAUGUGAAUUUGUGAAAAAACAUAGAGACAAACUCAUUCAGAGAGUUUCAUCAGUGAUGACAGUUGCUGAUGGUCUGAGGGCCAAAGACAUGAUUCCAGAUGAAAUGUAUAAUAAAGUUCAUGCUGCAGAACCACGACAGGAGAAAACGAGACUCUUGUUGGAUGCUCUUGACUCUGGAGGAGCUGCUGUAAAAGCAGAAUUCUGCAGACUGCUGAAGGAGAAUGAGCAUUAUCUAGUAGAUGAACUGGAGCCUGGACCCAGUAGACCACAGUAAUGCUGUAACAUUAGAAAGGAACUUCAGUCAUUUUGAGAUGUAAACGGCAGCUACAGCUUUUAUAUACAUGUAUAUAGAGGGAUCAAGUUGCUUGUAUUUUCUAAUUCCUAAUUCACAAAAAUAUUUCACUAUAAAAUAUAUUACUGGCAUGAACUCCGUAUUUAUUCUAAUCACUCAUUUAUUUGUCUAUUGUUUGUGUCUUUUCAUAUAUUUAUUCUAAUCACUUGUUUAUUUCUGUUAUCUGUGUCUUGUCACUUGUGAUCCUGUCUGUGCACUGGAAGCUUCUGUCACCAAGACAAAUUCCUUGUGUGUAUAAGCACACUUGGCAAUAAAACUCUUUCUGAUUCUGAUAAGUUUGUGUAAAAACCUGAAGAUUGUGUUCUCCAGCAUGAUUUGAGAAUGAUCCAAAGAGCAUGUGGCACAGAUGUAAUACUUUGUAAAAAUCUAAAUAUUGAGAAAUUCGGCUUUAAAGUUGACCAAAUUAAGUUCUUAAUAAUGCAUAUUAUUAAUCAAAAAUUAAGUUUUGAUAUAUUUACAGUAGGAAUUUUACAAAAUAUCUUCAUGGAACAUGAUCUUUACUUAAUAUCCUAAUGAUUUUUGGCAUAAAAGAAAAAUCUAUAAUUUUGACCCAUACAAUGUAUUUUUUGGCUAUUGCUAAUAUACCCCAGCGACUUAAGACUGGUUAUGUGGUCCAGGGUCACAUAUGUAUUCCCAUGUUGAUUCCACUGAUGGUGGGACAGUGAAUACCUGACUAAUCUAAUGAAUAUAUAUAUAUAUGAAAAUUAAAAUAUGAAAAUAAUUUCAUUUUCAAAUGAAAAUACUGAGUUGAGCCAAAAACGUAACUGUUUCAAGUCAGUUUAGCACAAUG
This is a messenger RNA of Labeo rohita (rohu), 4164 nucleotides long. Its product is annotated as NACHT, LRR and PYD domains-containing protein 1 homolog. Gene Ontology annotation, cellular component: cytoplasm. The transcript has 15 exons. The coding region runs from base 114 to 3296 and encodes 1060 amino acids. Gene Ontology annotation, biological process: regulation of apoptotic process; innate immune response; inflammatory response. The record is from RefSeq and is a predicted model, not a curated record. Lineage: Eukaryota; Metazoa; Chordata; Actinopteri; Cypriniformes; Cyprinidae.